CAGAAUUUUCCUCUUUGAAAAACCAGGGAGGGUGUUGGGCUCAGUUUUGAUAUUUAUUUUUUGCAUGGCAGUGAGUGCAUCCUCAAUACUGAAGUGUCUUCUUCAAAACAUAAACAAUAAACCCCAAAAGCAACCCCAAGGCAUCGAAUCCAUAAUAAAAUCAAUCCUCAACCACCUUAAGGCAGGUCGUUUUCAACAAGCCGUUUCAGUUCUCUUUGCUUCCCCGGAACCCUUACCUCACUCUCUUUACGCAGAUCUUUUUGCCCUCUGUUCUGACAAAAAAGCUAUCGUUGAAGCCCGGAAACUUGAAUCCCACCUAGUCACGUUCUGCCCAUUUCCCCCAGUGUUCCUCUUGAACCGUUGCAUCGAAGCGUAUGGAAAAUGCGGGUGUUUGGAUGACGCAAGGGGACUGUUUGAUGAAAUGCCUCAACGGGACGGGGGUUCAUGGAAUUCGAUGAUAACGGCCUAUGCACGAAAUGGGUUUGGAGAAAAGGCUUUGUUCUUGUUUUCGAAGAUGAACAAGGAAGGACUUGUGCCGAAUGAGAUUUCGUUCGCUAGUGUUUUGGGCUCUUGUGGUGUUGUUUUAGAGCUUAGCCUUUCAAGGCAAGUUCAUGCGAUGAUUGUGAAGUAUGGUCAUUAUAAAAAUGUGAUAUUGGGAAGUUCACUUGUUGAUGUUUACGGAAAAUGUGGGUUUAUAAGUGAUGCAAGGCGGAUGUUUGACGAGAUAGAGAAUCCAACUAUUAUUUCCUGGAAUGUGAUUGUUCGGCAGUAUAUUGAGGUAGGGGAUGGAGAGGAGGCAAUAUUAAUGUUUUUUAAGAUGCUUCGAGAUGAUGUUAGACCUUUGAAUUUUACAUUCUCUAAUGCUCUUGUUGCUUGUUCAAGCAUGUCAGCACUUAAGGAAGGGUUGCAAAUUCAUGGAGUUGUGGUUAAGACUAACUUUGAGAAGGAUAAAGUGGUCUCUAAUUCACUCAUUAAUAUGUAUGUAAAAUGUGGGCAGCUACAGAUUGCUCGUAUUAUAUUUGAUCAACUUGGUUCCAAGGACUUGAUUUCAUGGACUGCAAUCAUGUCAGGUUAUGCCAUGAGUGGGAGAACUAGAGAGGCAAGGGAACUCUUUAAUAUGAUGCCAGAACGGAAUGUAAUCUCAUGGAAUGCAAUGCUAGCAGGGUAUACUCGUUUGUCUCAGUGGGAAGAUGCCUUAGAAUUUAUUUUUCUUAUGCGGAGAAUGACUAAAGAUAUUGACCAUGUGACGCUUGUUCUAAUUUUAAAUGUCUGUGCUGGCCUGUCAGACGUUGAAAUGGGGAAAAAGGUUCAUGGAUUUAUCUACCGACAUGGGUUCUUUUCCAAUAUAUUUGUAAGUAAUGCACUUCUUGACAUGUACGGAAAAUGUGGAACCUUGAACAGUGCAAGAGUUUGGUUUUACCAAAUGAGUCAGGGAAGGGAUACUGUUUCUUGGAAUGCUUUACUGACUAGCUAUGCGCAGCAUCAGCGGGGUGAGCAGGCUAUUACAUUAUUUAGUGAGAUUCAAUGGGAGUCCAGACCCAGCAUAAAUAUCUUUGGAACCCUUCUUACAGUUUGUGGAAAUAUAUUUGCACUUAAUCAUGGCAAACAAAUCCAUGGAUUCAUGGUUAGAAAUUGUUAUGAGCUGAAUAUGGCAGUAAGAGGAGCUUUGGUUAGCAUGUAUUCUAAAUGUCGUUGCAUUUUAUAUGCUUUCAUGAUUUUCAAAGAGGCAGAUUCACGUGAUGUUGCUCUUUGGAACAUCAUGACUUUUGGAUUUUGUCACAACGGAAGGGGUAGAGAAGUACUUGAAUUUAUUGGCAUGAUGGAGGAGGAAGGAGUCAAACCAGACCACGUUACCUUUCAUGGUAUAUUGCUUGCAUGCAUAUGUGAGCAUGAAGCAGAGUUGGGUCAGCUGUAUUUUAAUUCAAUGAGCAAUGACUAUUGCAUUAUACCCCGGAUGGAACACUAUGAGUGUAUGAUUGAACUUUAUAGCAGGUGUGGGUGCAUGGAGGAGCUCGAGAAAUUUAUUAAGAGUAUGUCAUUUGAGCCAACUGUUGCCAUGCUGACUAGAGUCUUUGCUGCAUGCAAAAAGCAUGGUGCUGUGAGGUUUGGGGAAUGGACUGCUGAACAACUUAACCAAUUGAAUCCUCAUACUACACUUAAGAUAUGAAAUUAAAGACAUAAGGGAAAUAGGUAGGUAGGCAGUUAUUGACAGUGGUGAUAUGUUCUCCCGAAAUGCCUUCAUGCAAGAAUGCCGUUGAUUAUAGUGUACCAUGUUUGAGAACUGAACUAAGUGCGUUGAUUAUAAUGUACCAUGUUUGAGAACUGAACUAAGUGAAGUGGCAAACUUGAUAGCACUUAGUCAUGUGAUAAUGGCUGCAAGGCAGCAUAUCAGACUGUAGGAGCAGACUGCAUAAUGCCAUCAUUUGGAAUACUUGGAAGGAGAUAUAAGCAAACAUUGUGCUAUUUCAAUUGGCUCUGGCACUAUUGAGGAAGAAAACACAGGAGAAUCGAGAAUUAUAAAGUAGAAAGACGGACGGAGGGAGAGAAGAAGACCCGAACGUGUAGUUCAUAUCUUUUUUGGAGGCUGAGCUGAUAGUAAGUGCACGUGCUGAUUAACAAGGGAAUCUCUAAGAGCGCUACUCAUACUCCUGGGAAGGAACGACCAAACUAAUUGCAGAAUGAUAUAAAAAGGGGCCAUAACUUGGAGAAGAUUUCACCAGUUAACUUAUCAUGUAAGCAUUUGCAUCUCAACAUGAUAAUCCUAAAAUUCUUGCUAGAUUCAUUCAUUCAUUAGAUGUGGUAAUGUGGAGACCUGCACUCCAAACUUUUGAAGUCAAGUAUCAAAAGCAUUAGAGAACCAAUGUUUGGAUUCUCCUCUGCGUUCUUCUGUCAUUACAACUUUUCACUGUUAGGAUUUUGUUUCAAUGAAAGAGACAGACAACUGAUCAAUCAAGUCAAACAUAA
Gossypium arboreum is the source of this 2964-nucleotide messenger RNA. Its product is annotated as pentatricopeptide repeat-containing protein At3g26540. Gene Ontology annotation, biological process: RNA modification. Gene Ontology annotation, cellular component: intracellular membrane-bounded organelle. Gene Ontology annotation, molecular function: protein binding; RNA binding. The transcript has a single exon. NCBI's taxonomy places the organism in Eukaryota, Viridiplantae, Streptophyta, Magnoliopsida, Malvales, Malvaceae. Bases 65 to 2167 code for a protein of 700 amino acids. The record is from RefSeq and is a predicted model, not a curated record.